AUGUCUUCGACAGUUGUCUCGGCACCCGGCAAAGUUCUUCUGACAGGCGGAUAUCUAGUACUUGAUAGGAAAUAUGAAGGGCUUGUGAUCGGAACAAGUUCUCGUUUCUAUACUGUAAUUCAACCUGGUGACAAUUUAUCAAAAAUUAUUAUUCACACUCCACAGUUUGACGACCCAAAUUGGGAGUAUAAAAUUGCAAUAAAAGAAGGUGACAAGGAUAGAUGUAAUACGUUUAUUGAGACUGUCCUAAAACAUAGUUUGUUAAUUAUCGCAAACCGUAUUCCCAGUCAAAAAUUCGAUGAAUUAGUCCUUAAAGGGCUAAAUAUUUAUAUGGCUGGAAGCAAUGACUUUUAUUCACAACGUGAACAACUAAAGAACUUGAAUUUGCCUCUCACCACCGCAUCAUUACGUGCACUGACACCAUUUUGUAAAGUCCAUACCUUCCUUAAACAAGUUCAUAAAACGGGUCUUGGUUCAUCGGCAGCACUUACAACUUCCUUGGUUGCAGCUUUAUUAGUUUAUUUCGAAUGCGUUGAUAAAAUUAAUGAUGAUGUCAAGGAAAGAACGUUAAUUCAUAAUGUGUCACAGUUUUGUCAUUGUCUUGCUCAAGGCAAAGUUGGGUCAGGGUUUGACGUUUCUGCCGCCGUCUGGGGAAGUCACGUGUACAGGAGGUUCUCGCCAACGAUAUUGGAACCAGUAAUUAAAAGCGAAAAUGUUGAUAUAGCCGUUCUCAGUAAAAUUGUCGAUUCAGAUUAUAAAUGGGACAAUCAGAUAGCGCCAUUCACCCUUCCUCCAGAAUUUAAAAUGGUUCUUGCUGAGGUAGAUUCCGGAUCUAAUACACCAAGCAUGGUUGGAAAAGUAUUGGCAUGGCGUAAAGAAAACCCCGAACAGGCGAAUAUAUCGUGGAAUAUGAUUUCUUCUAGUAAUACAAUUGUCCUUAAUAAUCUCAUCGAAUUAACCAAAGAAUAUGAGAAGGAUAAAACGGAGUACUAUAACGCAAUUAGAACUUGUUCUUGUGUUAAAGGACCUAUGAAAGUCCGUCAAUUGCUACGUGACGUGUCAAACAUGUCAGAUGCACCAAUCGAACCACCUAUGCAAACAAGAUUACUCGAUGCAUGUACCGAGGUUCCUGGUGUAAUUAUGGCUGGUGUCCCUGGUGCUGGUGGGUACGAUGCUAUAUUUUGUGUAGGUAUUGGAGAUAAUUUUAUUACACAAGUUGAAACCGUUUGGGAAAAUUGGAACGAAAUGAGUGUUGGACCUUUGCUAACAAGAGAAUCUUCAGAUGGAUUUAUGAAAGAAAACUUAGAGAAUGUAUUAGGCUUGAAAAACUGUUUGGAAUCAUAA
Messenger RNA from Cetraspora pellucida, 1344 nucleotides. The record is from the annotation of a GenBank genome assembly. Lineage: Eukaryota; Fungi; Glomeromycota; Glomeromycetes; Diversisporales; Gigasporaceae.